CCAAAGACAGCGGACUUGUUCAAUGGCCAUGCCUUCCCUUUUCUUCAAACAAUACAAAAAAGUAACUGUUCCUUCUUAUUGGUCUCUCUCAUAAUUCUUUCUUUCAGUUUGUGCACCAAAACAGAAAAAAAAUAUUCGUUACAGAAUCUGACCAAAAAAACAAAAAAAUCCACAUUGGAAUUAUCGUUUCUCUUUGCUCUUUUUUGGGUUUUUCAGACCGUUUUCCAUUUCCUUGGCCAACCCCAGUAACUGAUUUAGAUAAUAUUACUUCGUGUUUUUAUUUUAUUUUUCAUUUUCCCAGGUGUUAGAUUAACAGACUUUGUGUUACAAACCUAUCGUAUUGAAUUCCUCUGAAUUUCCAAUCUGGGUUUGGAGGAAUUCGAUUGGAAAAAAGGUGGUUGCUUUUGGUGCUUUAUCGUUAACUGCUAAGAGAGAGAGUACGAGAACCUUAACCGUUGACUUUGGAAUACCAAUCUUGAAGAUUUUGAUUGCAUUUCAAAACUUUUGAGAAUUAGAAAGGUAAAGUUUUACUACUCUCUGGACCGGAAUGGAACAAUUCCGGCAUAUCGGAGAGGUUUUGGGAAGCCUGAAGGCUCUAAUGGUGUUGCAAGAUGAUAUUCAGAUUAAUCAAAGUCAGUGCCGUUUGCUGCUUGAUAUAUUCAGCAUGGCCUUUGACUCAAUAGCAGGGGAGAUCAAACAGAAUCUGAAACUUGAGGAGAAGAAUUCCAAAUGGAAAGCUCUUGAGCAGCCUUUGAGAGAUCUCCACAGGGUGUUUAAAGAAGUUGAGCUAUAUAUCAGACAGUGCAUGGAUUCCAGAGACUGGUGGGGCAAAGCAAUCAGCUUGCACCAGAACAAAGACUCUAUCGAGUUUCACAUUCACAACCUGCUAUCCCACUUCCCGGCUGUCAUCGAGGCAAUCGAAACCGCCGGGGAGAUUUCUGGACUUGAUCAGGUUGAGAUGGAAAAGAGAAGGGUCAUGCUGGUGAAGAAGUAUGAUAAGAUUUGGAAUGAUCCAGUGCUUUUUGAGUGGAGAUUUGGGAAGCAGUAUUUGGUCCAUAAGGAGGUUUGCAAUAGGUUUGAAGGUGCAUGGAGAGAAGAUAGAUGGAGGCUUAUUGAGGCAUUGAAGGAGAAGAGAAGUUUGGGAUCCAAUUCUUUGACAAAGAAUGAGCUUAGGCUUGUAGAUAUGCUGCUUAUUAAACUAAAUGGACCAGACUCUAGUAGGGGAAAACUCUUCCCAAGUUCAAUUUUACUUGGUGGAAAGGAUUACCAAGUUCGGCGGCGAUUAGAAGGUGGAGGCCAGUACAAGGAGAUUCAGUGGUUAGGGGAAAGCUUUGUCUUAAGGCACUUCUAUGGAGAGGUUGAAACUCUUACCUCUGAGAUUUCUACCCUCCUUUCACUUUCCCACCCCAACAUACUGCAAUAUCUUUGUGGGUUUUGUGAUGAAGAUAAAAAGGAGUGCUUUCUUGUUAUGGAGUUGAUGAACAAGGAUAUGUCCACCUACAUGAAAGAGAAUUGUGGUCCAAGAAGGCGGGUUUUGUUGCCACUUCCGGUUGUGGUUGAUCUCAUGCUUCAGAUUGCAAGAGGUAUGGAGUAUCUCCAUUCUCAAAAGAUCUACCAUGGAGAGUUGAACCCUUGUAACAUCUUACUGAAGAUGAGGAACUCUUCAGAAGGUUAUUUCCAAGCAAAAAUCUCAGGUUUUGGUUUAUCAUCCAUAACCGAUAGUUCUAGUUCUCGAAACUCUUCAGCACAAAAUUCAGUACACCCUUUCAUUUGGCAUGCUCCUGAAGUCCUAGCUGAGCAAGAACAGCUAGGAAGUACCUCUAGUUUAAAGUACACAGAGAAAGCAGAUGUUUACAGCUUUGGUAUGCUAUGCUUCGAGCUCUUGACUGGGAAAGUUCCUUUUGAAGACGGACACCUUCAAGGAGACAAGAUGAGUAGAAAUAUAAGAGCAGGGGAGCGGCCUCUCUUCCCAUUCCCUUCACCAAAAUACCUUGUGAACUUGACCAAACGAUGCUGGCAAACCGACCCUUCUCAUCGCUUGAGUUUCUCAUCAAUCUGUAGGAUUUUAAGGUACAUCAAGAAAUUCCUAGCAAUGAAUCCAGACCAAGGUCUGCCUCAACUGCAAUCUCCUCCUUUAGAUUACUGUGACAUAGAGGCAGGGUUUCUGAAGAAGAUUUCUGUAGAAGGAGGGCGUUCUAGUAUGAAUUCAGUUUCACAAAUUCCGUACCAGAUGUUUUCUUAUAGACUUUUGGAGAAGGAGAAGACUUGCUCUGACAUCAAGGACAACAAUUGUGAAGCGGCUAGCGAUGCAGGGUAUAUUUGCAAGGAUGCAGCUUCACUUUGUAAGGAGGAUUCAGCCUCAGUUUGCAAGGAUGAGAAUGUAUCCGUUGUGGAAGAUCCUAUAGUACCUCCAAGUGACACGAGGUCAGUUUUUUCUGAUGUGAGGUCAAUUUGUUCAGAGACUCCAGUGAAGUAUGUGAAGAAGAUUCCUACUAAGAAAAAAUCUCCUGAAGUAAAUGUUAAGAAAGGCACAGGAACACCAAGAAUAAGGGCUCCAAGACCUUCACCACUGAACCCAUGCGGUCGAAGUUCGAAGAUAAAUCGAGAUACACAUUCGCCAUUGGUGACAACCCCUUUGAGACAAAACAGAAGAACGAGAGGUCAUGUCUCGGAUUCAGAGUUACACUAGAAUAGCUUUAUCUUCUUCUCCUUUCAUGUUGAAAACAGUUGCAGGCUUUCCACUAGAAUUUGUAUAGGUUAUGGGAGGGUAUUCGUUCACUAUAAUUCUACAUAUCUUUGAUAUCUGAUUUUGUUUUUGUAAAACUUGAAGCAAAGUUGUAGGUUUGGUUUAAGAGGUUGUAAACAGUGAAUUUCCCACCUUAGCUGCAUACCAUGCAAUUCAUAGAAGUUUCUUGUAUCAUAUGAAGUUAGGUUCGCGUAUAGAUAGCAGAAUUUUCUUUUUCCUUGUUUAAUGCUUGGAAUGAAUGUGAUCUGUUUUCUCUCUUA
This is a messenger RNA of Ziziphus jujuba (common jujube), 3006 nucleotides long. RefSeq lists its product as uncharacterized. Gene Ontology annotation, biological process: signal transduction; protein phosphorylation. Gene Ontology annotation, molecular function: protein kinase activity; ATP binding. Gene Ontology annotation, cellular component: cytoplasm. Bases 548 to 2689 code for a protein of 713 amino acids. Lineage: Eukaryota; Viridiplantae; Streptophyta; Magnoliopsida; Rosales; Rhamnaceae. The transcript has 4 exons. The record is from RefSeq and is a predicted model, not a curated record.